CGCAGCUCCAAUUAUGAUUGAAACCCGCCCUCUGUUGUGCUCACAUCUAUCUUCACCAUUCGCAUUGCCGGCCUCCUCGCUUUCGCCGGCCCCCCGGGUUUUGCGGUCGCCGACGUGGACAUGGGCUCGCGGCCUUUGAUGCCGACGCCCGCCACUCACCCUCGUCCGCGGAGCUCAGAGUCGCUCUCGCCGCCUCCAGUGCCAGCGCCUCGACUCGGACACAAAAAGUCGCGGAAAGGCUGCGCACAGUGCAAGCGACGACACGUCAAGUGCGAUGAAGGAGCGCCGUGCUCGAACUGCGUAAGACAUGGCGUGGCUUGCUCUCGCGCUGGCGGGCCAUACGUGACUCGAGAUGACGCGAAGGGGCGCCGGGCAUCGGCCUCCUCGUCGGCAACAAGUACAGCAGGCAAGGCGACACGAGCGGAUCAAGCCUCCGAUGCUCAGACUGCCCUCCCUGGAUCCCGUGGUGCACGGCGAGAUGCCCGUCAGCGAUCGGCCAUUGACGCCCUCCCGCCCUUCAUGCAAGACGAGCAACAACGCGCCUUGGAUCUCCAACUCAUGCACCAUUAUAUGGCUUGUACCAAUGCCGUCAUGACCAACCAUCGCACCGAGGAAGCCAUCCUCGCCAUCUGGCAAAUCGAUACGCCCAAGGUAGCAUUUCAAUGCGAAUACGUGCUGCAUGCCCUCCUGGCCUUCUCCGCAUUGCACAAGCUCCGCGUGGAUCCCGGAAACGUGCACCAACAAUUACGACACAGUGCUGUGCAGCACCUCGACCACGCAUUUACACUGCACCGCUCCAAUACCGAGCCGGUCAAUGAGGAGAACGCAAACGCGCGAUUCCUCUUCCCAUGGCUCGUCACGCUCACCUCGUUUGCCGUCCUUCCCAACCUACCGCCGAUCGAUGCGAUGGUGGAGCUCCUCACGCUGGCCAAGGAAGUCGAUUCAUCCAUGGCGGAGACGUGGUUCUGGGUGGCGCAGGGCCCGUUCGCCCCGAUACUAAUGAGGGGCUUUCAAGAAGCAAUUCCCCCACUAUCGGAAGGCAGAUCUAUCUUGCCUCAAGGAAUGGACUUUGGGUUGGGCCAUUUGGACUUUAUGCUGGGCGUCGACACCAUGCUGCCCGACGAGCGACGCACAUGCUAUCUCGUGCUGGCAGAGAUGAAGAAGGUGUACGAUCAGGUGGUCACGGGGCGAGAUAUGUGCAGCGUCGCCACCAUUCUCUGCUUCCCCAAGCAGGCGUCGAGCAAUUUCUGCGAGCUGGUGAAGAAACGCGUGCCGCAAGCACUCGUCAUGCUGGCCUACUAUGCGGUUCUGAUCAAUGUUUUGGAUGAUCGGUGGUGGAUUCGUGGAUGGUCGACGCGGCUGUUGCAGGAUGUUGUGGGGGAUUUGGAGGCUCAGUGGCAUCAAUGGAUAGAGUGGCCGAUGCAGUGCAUUUUGACGAGGGAAGAAGCGAUGAGUGGAUAGAACGGGCUUCCUCGAAUAAAUACAUUGAUGUUUGCAUUUACCACUCCAUGGC
Messenger RNA from Neohortaea acidophila, 1513 nucleotides. RefSeq lists its product as uncharacterized. Gene Ontology annotation, biological process: regulation of transcription by RNA polymerase II. Gene Ontology annotation, molecular function: zinc ion binding; DNA-binding transcription activator activity, RNA polymerase II-specific. The transcript is spliced from 4 exons. The record is from RefSeq and is a predicted model, not a curated record. Lineage: Eukaryota; Fungi; Ascomycota; Dothideomycetes; Mycosphaerellales; Teratosphaeriaceae. The coding region runs from base 121 to 1461 and encodes 446 amino acids.